Solenopsis invicta (red fire ant) is the source of this 12226-nucleotide messenger RNA. RefSeq names its product probable JmjC domain-containing histone demethylation protein 2C (gene Kdm3). Gene Ontology annotation, molecular function: transcription coregulator activity; chromatin DNA binding; histone H3K9 demethylase activity. Gene Ontology annotation, cellular component: chromatin; histone deacetylase complex. The record is from RefSeq and is a predicted model, not a curated record. Bases 105 to 9371 code for a protein of 3088 amino acids. Lineage: Eukaryota; Metazoa; Arthropoda; Insecta; Hymenoptera; Formicidae. Gene Ontology annotation, biological process: regulation of transcription by RNA polymerase II. The transcript has 19 exons.
AGGGGGAGGGGGAGACGUGUGCGAGGGAAAGGGUGACUGGCGGACCCGGCUGUGGCGAUCCGAAGUCGCGGAUUCGGCACGCCGCGGUUUACCGAACGCGUAAUAUGGCGUACAAGUUUCGCGAGGAGAUCGUGGGAAAGAGGUUUCUCUCGGUGAGUGGUUUCACCAAGCUGAAGGUGAAUAAGAUUAGUGAGUGGGGUUGGCGUGCGGGGGUGAUACGUGCUGCCAGUCACAGGGAUAACGGCUGUCAUGACCUCCAGAUCCUCGUAGAGUACGACGACGUCGAGUGGCAAAGGAGGGAGUGGCUGUCACCACACAGGGAUGCCGUAUUCUCCUUCUUUCUCAUUGAACGAGGUCUCUACUGGGCCGAACGACCUGACCCCAGGCACGCCAGUCUCAUCCCCAUCGAUCAUCACAAUCACGCGAACAAUAACCACCAUCAGCACCGCAUUAACGGGAAACCGCUCAGGGGCGCCACGGCGGUCGCCGACACCGUUGCUUGGCCAGCUCUCACCUUCUAUCCUCUCGUGGCACGCGCCGAGUUGCACGAGGACGCCAUGCCGAUCGAGUUUAUGCAAGAUCGCAAAUUGGACUUCGUCGACUACUCGAAGCUGAAGUCAUUCACUCAGGACUGGGAGCUGACUAAGGGCGCGAUGCCCUGGGGAAACGCCGUUAGGAGAUGGGCCGAAAUGCAGGACGGUCAGAGGAUCCUGCUGACUACGCCCAGUGUCCUGGUCGGCUUCAGGGUCGAAGUUUAUCGAGCGGAGGGCACCACACAAUGGUACACAGCCGUGAUCGUCGGUUACAACGAGUCCACCAAGGAUUUGACUGUCACCGACGACACAGUCCUCGAAGAUCACAACGAGGAUCCCACAUUAGUACAAAUGCGGCUGAUUGGCGACGGAGUCGUCGAGAGCAUCAUGAGGGGCGAGGUCGUCGGCAUGACACCAAGGAGGUCGAGGUCAUCGACUGCUCUGACGCACGCGCUCGUUGUGCCACGACCUGGAAGAAGGCCUCGAAGACGACCGGGAAACGCGGCGCAGUUACAGACAACCCCGAGGGUGCAAAGCCCGAUAUCGCAGCAGCUGGAAAAAGGUAAGAAGACGGUCCAUUCUCGUGAUUUUAGCCACGCGAGGCCAAAUCAUCAAAUCGUGAGUGAGAAGAACAAUGCUCGUAACAAUCGACGUCGACGCGUGAGCGAGGGUGCCAGUCGCGAGAGAACCGAAAAGGAAUCGGCGGAAACCGCGUUAUCCACACGACAGCAAGAGGAUCGUGAGAAUAAAGGUCCGCCGUCGGGUAAAGUUAACAAUCGUAUCGCGCGGCCCGUGUUAGAGGAAGCGAACAGUGCGUCGGGAAGUGCUUCAAAGCUACGAAGACGCGGCGCCGCGGUAAAGAGCCCGACCACCGACCACCAGGGUCCGGCACAGAAUCAGAGGCCGGUACGAAGAAGACCGAGGCCAGGAGGCGGUCAAGAAGCGAAGACAGACGCCGAGGGAGAAUCUGUCGAGCAUCAUCGUACCGGCGCGAGAGCCGACAAGGACGAGCGCCUCGGUAACGGAUCGGAAGAAGAGGAGGAGGAAGAGGAAGAGGAGGAAGAGCGUCUCGAGGGAGAGGAUGAAGAGAGUCAGGAACGGUACGAUCCACUGACUAAGCGGCUGAGAACAAGCCCCGUCGGCAGAAAGCUCCGGUCCGAGAGUAGUAAGGGCAAAAACACCGAGGAAGCUACAGCGGAUCGGACUAGAGGAUCGGUGGUGGAAGCGGAGGGAGAGGACGAGGAGGAAGACAACGACGAGGACGACGUCGAGGAGGAAGCGCGGGUAGAAAAGCACGACGGGGCCGAACGAGAGGUCGGCAAACUCGAGGAGGACGAGGAGAGUCAGUCCAGGGAGCGAGACAGAGAACCUGAGCCACCACCUCCAAACAAAGUCGAUCCCGGAGGCGAUCCGGCUUCCAAGGAGGAGCAGCAAACAGAUAACAAAUCAGAAUCGAGAAAGGACGCCCGUACGACCAAUUGUAGCACGGAUAAGGUCGACGAGCGCAAGGAACAACAACAACAACAACAACGACAACAGCAACAGCAGCAGCAACAACAGCCACCGCAGUUACUCGUGAAUGGAUUGCACGUCGACUCGCCGCUGGUCAGCGACAAGACAAAUGCUAUCCGCGAGGGCAGUCCGCCGCUGCUGAAGUCGACUCGAUCAAAGACAAAGGAUUUUGUAGAAGAAGACAGAGAGGACGUAGCGGCGGCGGCGGCGGCGGCAGUAGCAACAGCAGCAGCAGCAGCAGCAGCAACAGAAGACGACCGCGACGAGAACGCCAGUGAAGAGGAGGUGGGCUCGCAGCGGUCGCGACGCACAGAGCUGACCACCACCGAGUUAGGCACGGAGGAUAGCGUGGGUAGCGUCGGCGGUGUGAGGGCGGCCAGCGUCGAAUCGGUCGUCGAGCUGCUGGAGUCGAGCAGUCAGGACUCAGGCUCCGUGCUGGAGAGGCUGAGUCCGUUUAGUAGCAGCGGCGGCGGCGGCCCCGGCAGGCAGAGCAGCCUGCUCCUGGAACAGCAGCGGGAGCAGGAACGCAGUCGGCACAACGAAAGUCCGAUCAUCCUUGCCGAGAGACUGAACAAGCCGCCACCGCCGAUCGCCGGUCACCAUCAUCACCAUCAUCUACAGCCCUACCAUCAGCCGCACCAUCAGCAACAACAGUACCAUCACCAUCAUCAACAGCACCACCAGCAACGUUAUUCCACCAACAGUCCGGUGAUCCAUCACCAUCACCAACAACAACAACAGCAGCCCUCGCAACAUCAUCACUAUCAGCUAGCGAGCAGUCCGCAUCAACAUCAUCAUCAUCCCAGCGCCCGUCUGACCCCGUCGAGCCUCCUCGAGGUGCAACAGCAGUCUCACACAUCGAGGGGCGGCGAUGAGGCCGGCCUCAUGGAAGUGGAGGCCGGGGCCGGUAUACCUGGAACGAGCGUCCUCGCCGGUGUGCCCACGGCAGUCGGCGGUAUACGGUCGUCGGGAGGCAGCAGCGGCGCCGCCGGCGUCGUCGGUACUUACGGCGACAGCGGCUCCGACAGCGGGGUAAGCUCGCUCAAGAGCGCCGGUUCUGGCGACGAGAGAAGCGGCAGCAGGAGCUCGGCGCUCAGCGUCGAGGAGACGACGUCGUCCUCGACACCGUCGGCGUCAGUAGCCGCCGCCGCUGCCAUUGCCGCUGCCGCUACCCCAGCCAGGAUCUGGCACGUGCAGAGCGUGCAACACACGUCCCUACUGAUGGCGCAUCCGCCCCAGGGUGCGCCCAACGCCGGCGCGAGUGCCGCGGCUACGGCGCCGCCGGUUGGAUACCACAACCCGGCACCUCCGAGUCACCACACCGCCGAGAUGCUCUGGAGACCGUCCAGGGCCUACCCACCGCUCUCGCACACUCUCUUGGGUCCACAACCAUCCAGUGCGGAAGAGCUGCUCGAGAGAGAACGCCACGAUAGGAUGUUACGGGAACGUCGUGAAGUGGAAGUACGCGAACUAGAGAAGGCCAAAAUGGAACGGGAGAGACUCGAGAAGCAAAGGGCCACCGAGCAAGCAGUUCAUAAGCACUUCGAGGAGUCGCUCAGGCUGGCGCAACAGAAGGUAUCUUAUGUCCCGCAGAGGAACAUGCAGUCGGCCACGAUGGGAUGGAGCACAUUCAUGCAGGUACCGCCACCGAGGACUCACGGGUCAUUGGCUCAUCCCUCCGCUCACCAUACUCUUCCCAGCGGUCCACCGGGCGGGUCCGCCGCCGCCCCUGCCAUCACGCAUCCCGUCGUCGCGCAGCAGCAACAGCGGGACCGCGAGGAGCGGGAACGGGAGGCGCGGGAACGCGAACGGGAGCGGGAGCGGGACGUCCGCGAGCGGGAGCACCUGGUGGCGGCCGAGAGGCUACACCAACGGCAGGCCGAGGCCAGGGACGCGCAGCAGAGGGCCGCCUACUACGCGGCGACGACGCAAUCGGCUCAACAGAUUCGACCUUUGAACGUGCCCGGGAAAGUCGAGUAUCCGCCACCACCAGCGCACUCGCGGACGUCAAAGUCGUCGCUGCAGGUCGCCGCUCUGCACGAGAAAUCGUCAGUGGUGGGACACAACCCGUCGCACAGCUCGUUACCGAAAGCCGAGCCGAACGUGAACUUGUUCAAUUACUCGUCGACGUAUCAGUCGCAGCCAUCCUGCACGCCGUAUUUGCACGACCUCAAGAUAAAGAACGAGAUGGGGUCGCACAAGUCGCUGUCGAGCAAAAGCGGGCUGGCCGGCGGCCUCGAGAGGGACCAUCACGGCAGAGAGGUGCUGCAGAACCCGCCAUCCCUGAUGCCGGAUCACAAGAGUUCGGUGAUCGUGAAGAACGAGGGGAGGGAGCUGCCGAAAGCACCGACGCCGCAACAGCACUCGUCCAGCCCGAAGAUAAUGCCUUACAUGAACGUCCAAUCGGUGGCGCCGCAGCACAAGUCGUCGGCGUACGAGUACAGAAGCCCGACGCAGAGUCCGCAUCAUCUGCAUCCCGCGCAUCUGGACGGGCUGCAGUCGGCGAAGAGCAUCGCGUCGUCCGCGAGUCAUCAUCGCGGCGGCAGUGGUGGUGGUGGUGGCGGUGGCGGCGGCGGCGUCGUCGGCGUCGGCGUCGGCGUCGGCGUCGGCGUUGGCGUUGUGCCGACGACGACUCAACUACCGAGUCCGCACGGUCAUCCGCCACCGCCGCCGCCGUCGGCGCAGUCCGAGCCGCGGCUGCAUUCGCACAAUUCCCGCCAGUCCCCGCACGCCCCGCCGCAGAAUCCGCACCAGCCGCCGCCACCGCCGCAUCCGUCGCCGCCUGAAUCGCGCUAUCUCAGCAGGUCGGAAUCCACGGGUCUGCCGUACGGCGCGGCCAAGUCCACGUAUCCGUAUCCGCAUCCGCAUCCGCCCACGGCCUCGCCGGUGUCGACGCAUUACGCCACGCCACCGCCGGCCGGCGCCAAGCAGAAAGUCAGCAGCCCGGCGCCGCCGCACUUCUACGGCGAGCCUAACUCCGGCAUCACGGCCGGUCUACCGGUCUGCCGUGCCUCGAAAACGCCUGUCGCCGCGCCGAUGCCGCUGACCUCGAAGGCCGGCAGCUCGCCUUACCAGCAAGUGCCUCAUCAUCACGGGGCUCCGCCGCCGCCGUUGCCGCCGCCUGCGCACAGCCGGUCCGUCUACGACAGACACGGCUUCCCCGGCUCGUUGCCGGGCGCGAAACUGCCGCCGCCGACGUUGCACGGCUCGCCGCCCACGGCUGCCUCGACGCCGCUCUCCAGGCCGAUCGCUCAUCCCGCUCAUCCCGCUCACCCCGUGCAUCUCAAUACCAGCCCGCACCAGCAAGUGCCCGGCCAAACGUUGCAGCACGCGCAGCCCCAGAUCACCACGGCCCCACAGACGCAGCCGCUCGAUCUCGGUGUCGAGAGGUCGGGCUCGCCCAAGAGGAAAGCACCGACGCCGUUGUUGUGCGACAAUGCCAGUGGCCAGCCGGUGUCGUUGGAAGUCUGUAAAAAGCGAAGAACCGAAGAGCCGCAACCAUUGUCUCUGCAAUCGGUCGGCCCACCCGUUCUCUCCAGGGUAAGCGAGCCCAGUCCGCUCAUCGCCUCGGCCGCCACGUCCAUCACCACGGUAGUCAAUACCGCGGCGUUGCUGGCGCAGCCCAAUAGUCAGGCGACGACGCAGGAGCAGCGCACGGUGACGGCGGCGGUGAGCCCGGCUCCGGGAGCCGCCAGCGGAGACGCGACCUCCAUGCGACCUUCUAGCACCGGUAGCAGCGUAUGUUCGUUGAAUCCGACGCCGGUGAGCGCGACACCGAGUCCAGCACCAAUUCCCAGCCCGGCGCCGUCCACGGCGCCCAGUCCGGCGCCCAGUGCUCCCAGCACGCCCGCCAAGACCAAUUCCAGCAACGCGGAUAGCGAGAAGUGCAACAGUCCGGCACCGAGACCGCCCAGCAGCACUAGCUAUCCCGUGCACAAACUGAAGAAGGCGUGGCUGCAGAGACACUCGAGGUGCGAGGAUGGCACCGAGAACACCACCAGCAUGGCCAGCAGCGUCACGUUACCUCUUACCAUCACCCGCGAGACAUCGUCGUCGAAUAGCAAGGACCGCGAUAACAGCAACGCCUCGUCGAAUACGAAUAACAGCAACGUCUCGACCACCUGUUUGCCCAGCGCGGUCAAUUCGAUUCACAAUAUCGGUAGCAUGGCUGUGAACAGUAUCAACAAGAGCAAAGUUACCGGCAAGAGCGGCCGAAAACCGGCGAAUAAAGAGUCGCUGAACGGUCACGCUACCGAUACCAGCAAGACCCCGCAGGAGGACUCGUCUAGCAGCGACCCGGAGAGAAAGUCGCCGCCUAAACGGAAACCACCCAAGGUAAAACGAAAGAAGGGCGCCGCACGGAGGCAACAAACGGCCGCGGAAGAUCAGCGGAGGCGGAAGGAGGACAAGCAGGGCGGCGGCGCUGGCGCGGGCAGCGAGUCUAGCAACGAGAGCGAGGCUGGCUCUGCCAGCGACACCAGUGAACAGUUGAGCUCUAUUCAGCCUGCGUCCAGGGUUCGGCACACCACGGCCAAUUCCAACAAUUCCUCGGGAAACGGAGGUAACAAGGAACCUAGGAAACGUGGUAGGAGACCAAAGACUACGAAGAACAACGAAGUGGGAGGCGAGGACCAGCAACCCCGUCAAAAAAAGGAACGUAGAGACGACAGCACAAGCGGCGGUAACAGCGGCCCGGGCGGAAGCGGCGGACGGGGUGAUCCCUUUCGUAAGCCGCCGAUAUCGCAACUGAAGAAAACCGGCGAAAGCUGGCUGCAGGAUGGCGCCUGUUUCGAGGUGGCUCCGAAAUUGGCCAAGUGCCGCGAGUGCCGAUGGACGCCGCACCAGCGCUCUAAGAACCUUCCUCAGAAUAUCUUCUGCAGAUUCUACGCGUUCCGCAGACUGCGUUAUACCAAAAACGGACAAUUGGCCAUAGCGGGAUUCAGUGACCCACACAAGGACGCAUCCGAGGAUGAUCUUCGAUUAUGGUUACCAGGAAAAGAUAAUCAAGAGACAACAGGAAAGGAUGACAAGUCCGAGAAAAAUGAGAAGGACAAAGGAGACCUAGACUUAGAAACGGCUCAUCGGCUGCUUCGGCAGGUUGGCGAUCAAUUCUGUGAUCUUUUACACCAAGAAAAGGACGCCCUCCAAGAACAUAUGGCUGAAGCGAGUUCGGGGGUUAUAGACGGAACAGUAGCGUGGAAACGAGUGAUCCAGGGUGUUCGAGAAAUGUGCGACGUGUGCGAGACUACCUUGUUUAAUUAUCAUUGGGCUUGUGGCAAAUGCGGCUUCGUCGUAUGCAUCGAUUGUUAUAAGGGACGUAAAAAUGGAACGGUCAAAAUCUGGGGUGAAAGUGGAAAGGACAGAGACGACUUUUCGUGGCUUCUAUGCACGAAUAGGCAAGUACACGAACCAGAACGACUCAUGCUCACGCAGAUCAUCGCCGGCGACAGUCUUUUGCGACUGGGCCAGCGUCUACACGAAUGUCGUGCGGAAUGGGCAAUCCCGCAACAUUGCGCUUGUUCUCUCGUAGCCACGUUACAACCGAAUGAGAUUCUUCGAAAUCUGAUCAAAGGCGAUUCCGUACCCAUUCUCAACGGAAACGUAAAACAGGAAAUAAAAGAGGAGAAGAAGGUAAAUGAAUCUAACGGCUCAUCGGAGAGCAAAGCCAACGGCGAGGACAAAAACUCGCCGCUGAACUGGCUAGCGGAUGUGGCGCUGCAGAAUCAGGACAAGAACGAGAGCGGUUCAAGCUCCGACUCGGACGACGAUCGCGAGGGUAAUUACUCGACGUUGCGGGAAUUGCUGAUAAGGCCGUCGCAUAAAUCAAACGGUAGUGGUGGAUCUAGAUCGAAUUCGCCUACAAACAAUUCAGGCGGUGGUGUGAACAACACUACACAGAACAACGUUGCUAAAUCCGGUAAAAAAUCGAAGAUGGAUACGCUCGACGAGGUCAUAUCCAGCGUGAUUGAGCAUAGUGUGAAAAAGGAAAAGGACAGCGGCCUGGAUGACGAAAAGCCACGAGAAUUGAAACAUUUCGUGCGACGCUACAAGUGGACGCAGCGUGGUCGUGAGCCGUUACCUAUCAGAAUUAUGACGGGAACAGAGAGUCAGAGUCUUUAUCCGGACGUGCCGCACUCUUGGCUCUGUGACGGCAAGCUGUUGAGAUUAAGCGAUCCAAAUAAUCCAAACAAUUACAGAAUAUUCCAAGAUCAGUGGAAACGGGGACAGCCGGUGAUCGUGUCGGACGUCUCCAAGGCGUUGGACAUGAAUCUCUGGCAUCCCGACUCGUUCGCUCGCGAUUUCGGCGACGAGAAGAACGAUCUCGUUAACUGCAUGACCGGUAAUCUGGUACCGAAUCAGCCGAUGCGCAAGUUCUGGGAAGGAUUUGAGUAUUAUUCUAAACGGCUCAAGGACGAGCGAGGAAAUCCCAUGUUGCUGAAACUGAAGGACUGGCCGCCCGGUGAAGACUUCGCCGAGCUGCUACCAUCGAGAUUUGCGGAUCUGAUGAAAGUUCUUCCAUUGUCUGAAUACACACACAGAAACGGCAGACUGAAUCUGGCAAGUCGUCUGCCUAAUUGCUUCGUGAGACCGGAUUUGGGCCCGAAGAUGUAUAACGCUUACGGUUCCGCUCUUCAUUCCAACAAAGGCACGACUAAUCUUCAUCUUGAUAUCUCUGACGCCGUGAACGUUAUGGUAUACGUAGGAAUGCCAAAGGAUGUUAAUAACGAGGAAAGUCUCAAAGCUAAGACAGAGGCGCUGAGAGCGAUUGACGAAGCAGGCUGUGAUAUUUUGACGCGUCGGCGCGCUCGUGACGAGAAGGAGAAACCUGGUGCCUUGUGGCACAUUUAUGCAGCACGUGACGCAGACAAAAUUCGAGAUCUUCUGAAUGCCGUUGCCUUAGAACGCGGGGCUCGUUUGGAACCUCAUCAUGAUCCCAUACACGACCAGAGUUGUUACUUGGACGGACCAUUGCGGGAACGAUUGUAUCGAGAAUAUGGUGUCGAAGGAUACGCCAUCGUCCAGUGUUUAGGCGAUGCAGUAUUUGUGCCAGCUGGCGCGCCGCAUCAGGUCCGCAAUCUCCAAAAUUGUAUAAAGGUGGCCGAGGACUUCGUGUCGCCAGAGAAUGUUUCGCAUUGCUUCCAUUUGACCCAAGAAUUCCGCGCACUAUCCGACACCCAUACCAAUCAUGAGGACAAACUCCAGAUUAAGAACAUUAUUUACCACGCUGUAAAAGACUCUUUGACCGUUCUGGCCAACGUUAAGGAGGAUACUCUCGCCAAGCUCGCCAAGUCUAACAAUGAUACAAAAGUGAAGGAGGAGACUUAGCCCUAGGUUCUCUUUGUGCGGUCAUAAGACCGAUUGUAAUCGCCUUGACUGGAUCUCGUUUGUAUGAGAUCAACUAGUAGUCAGCGCUCCCGGAUACAACGAGGCUGACGUGACCCGGAAGAAUCUGCAGAAGACCGCCCUUGCCGCAAAAAGACCGUAGCAAAGGUGCGAGAAUUUGUUGUGAUAUUUGUGAAGAAUUAAAUGAUUUUAAUCGUGGAGAAUUUGAUUUGCUGAUAUUGGCUGAGCCAAUGAACAUUAGUUAUACGUUAUUUCAAUCGAAUUGCUUUGUAUACAAUUCUUUUCUGCUCUCCCGUUUUUCCCUGAGAAGGUGCCCGCGGACAUGAAGUCCGAUGAGCUCUAUUACGAGUGAAAAGAAAAUCGUAGCUCGGAUCGCGCAUAGAUAAAACGCCGCGUCCAUUACUAUUGUGAUACCAGAAGGACUUUGGAUCGUAUACAUUAUUUGUAAUUAAUUAUAUCGUGCCUGUAUCCAAUACAUCCACUCAUUCACACGUACACUUACACACAUGUACACAUUUGUCUAUAUUAUAUAAAUGUAGAUAAUUGAAAUAUUAUGUAAUAAUUUUUGCUAGCAACUACCAGAGAGAGAGAGAGAGGGAGAGAAAAGGGGGUUCAUCUAGAAGUACCUUUGUGCAAUUAGGUGUGACUAUAAAUUAUUAUAGCGAUGGAUCAGCGAUAACUGCGGAUCCAUUUAAUCGUCUGCUCUGAUGAUCUGGUGCUUUUUUGGUAUUUGAUCAAAACCCCGGCUAGAGAUAGCCGAUACGUAUAUUCGCGUUCAUGUCUUCUAUGUUUCACGCGACAAGGGCGUAAAGAAUAAAAAACACUGCCUAAAUAAUCGGUUCGACGACAAUGGAAGAAACUUUCUCGCAUUUCUUUUUUUGUUUAAACAAACAUUUCAUAUUGUUCGUAGAUCGAGAUAUUCUUGUAUGUAUCUCGAUGCAUUGUGUUUUUAUGGCGACGUAUGUAUCGGUUAUGUGAGCGGCGGGGUGCUACAAGUUUUGUAUGUCACUUCGAGUGUUAAGGCAUCAGAACAAAAAAGUAAAAAGAAAAAAAAACAACUCUUGUCCGAUAUUAACUUUUCGAGAUGUAACGGUGGGUGUGAAACGCCGUUGAAUUGAACGUUUCAUUGUUGUCGUAACCCAGUAAUUACCCGGCGUGUAACGGACGGGAAAUAACUAAUAAGAUGAAUAUAUGUUAUUUUUGUCAAAGCGUAUACAAACCGUCUAUGUCGGACGAUAAAAACGAAAAGACAGCGAUAUUGUGAACGAGAUGCUGAGACGCUCUAAAUGAAUAAUAAAAUCAUUUGCAGUAACAUUUAAAGAAAAAAGGAUGACGACUUUCGAAGUGCCAAUGUUGAAUUAUGUGGGACAUUAAGUAUUGUAUUGCGCGUUGUAUUCGUGUAUGCGUAAGAAAGAGAAAGAAAGGAAAGAGAACUAAUUAGUCACGCAGAAUUCGCAGAGAUGACAGGGCCGAGUUCCUAUCAUUUCGUGACAGUUCGUGCGAACGACGAGGUUUCCCGCUAUUCGCACUGUCACUAACGAUUCGAAAACUGCUGGUCGUUUCCGUUUCUUUUUUUUCUUUGCGCUGAAAUUUGUUUGCUGGACGUUGCAUAAGCGAGUGAAUAUGUAGAUGAGAACUUUCCGAUAUCUCUAUGUUUAUUUGUAACGUGCGACAUUGCAAGACGCAGCAGCUCUCGAAUCGAACGUAACGUCAUUACGCGCCAUUGUCGUGCCGGCCGAUUGUCGGUUAAUUACCGACGAAUAAUCCUUAACACAGACAUGUAAAGAAAAAGGAAAGAAUGAACGUAAGAGAAAAAGAAUAAAAAAAAAUCAUUGACAUCCUGGAAUCCGCAAUUUCUUUGAUCUCAACAUUCGUCUAGCAUACAACGACUUGAUUAAUAUUUAACGAGUAAAUUUUUAAAAUAUCUUAGUGUUGAUAGGUAACGAUUGUGGGAAUAUAUUAAGCUACAAACAAGCAAAAGUACUAACUCCACCAACGGCGGUGUUGUAUAAAGUUCUAGGAAGACGUAUUUCUGUGUAUUAUUGCUGCAAAACGAGACGCUAUUGUUUGUCCUCUUGCUACGUGUAUGUACAUACAUUUAUAUACAUCCGUAUAUGUAUACAGAUAUAAAUACGAAGGCGAGAAGAGUGUCUAGGACUCGUAACGAUAGGGAGGUACGCAAACCUUUACGAAACACGAGGAGGUACACCUUACACGCGUAGGUAGAUAGUUUAUUAUACCAUUAUUAUAAUUAUUAUAUAUUAUCAUUAUUACGUUUAAUUAUUACGGAAAAUACGAUAUUUAAAUGUUGCUGAAUAUGAGACCGACAAACAUGAACGCGCGUGAGUGUAAAUGGUUACAAGGGGAGGGGGGAAAAGCAAGAAAGAAUAUGGGAAGAGUAACGAGUAGACAAACGAGGAAGUGAGCGAUAGAAAGAGUAUGCGUGGACGAAAGAGAGAUAGAGAGAGUGAGUAAAGGUUGGUGAUUGAUUGUAUGUGCGUGUGCUUGAUGGCGAUCCAGUGAAAAUGCGACAGAAUGAGAGAACGAGGGGCCGUGUAUUGGGGGCGGAGUGGAAUGUGGACGGUAUCUAAAACAAUGUACAGACCUACGACCUUCCGCAAGAUGUGUGUAUAUCCACCCCCCGAGGGAAAGAAAAAAAAGUCCCCCGCUACCUACCCCUUUCCUCCCCCUCUGCGUCCCCUCCUGCAACCACCGGCCGCCCCCAGUCAUAGCAGUUAUGAACCGCGGGCCGGCAGGUCUGAGUAUAAUUUUUUGUACUGUGUAAAUGUAAGAACCAUACGUUUGAAUAAGAAAAAAAAAAUGUUUAUAUUACGAAA